Molecule: messenger RNA, 900 nt
Organism: Xenia sp. Carnegie-2017
Lineage: Eukaryota; Metazoa; Cnidaria; Anthozoa; Malacalcyonacea; Xeniidae
Product: 39S ribosomal protein L18, mitochondrial-like
Exons: 4
Coding region: 14-733 (239 amino acids)
Biological process (GO): translation
Cellular component (GO): mitochondrion; ribosome
Molecular function (GO): 5S rRNA binding; structural constituent of ribosome
Source: RefSeq, a predicted model, not a curated record
ACUGUCAAUCAAUAUGGCCGCCAAACGUUGGAUAUCUGGUCAAAGAUUUUUAUCAAUUGAGCGAACACUUCAGCGAGGUUUGUGGAAAGCACCUUCACCCAGCAUAGUGUUUAUGCAGCCUUUGAAUACAUAUAGUCCAUUUAAAGCGGAAUCCGUUAGAAAACAACUAUUCAAUGAGAAAAAAAACUUUAAACUUAAUGAUGAAGAACAUCAACCUAUUUCGAAAUCGAAACCGUUGGAUGUAUUUGUAAACAGGAAUCCGAAAAAUCCGGAAUAUUUUGGGUAUAAUAAACAACGUGGCUACUCUACACAGUAUAAGAAACGCAACUUUUACAAAAGGUUAAACCUCUUGCUAAGCCAUCGACAUGUUAAGGCUUAUGUUGAGGAUCAAAAAGGGAAUAUUUUGGUCAAAGCUUCAACAGCAGAGUUUGAAAUUCGGCAACACCUUUACAAAGCGAAUGAUGUAUCUGCUGCAACAAAUAUUGGUAGAGUUAUAGCUGAAAGAUGCAUUUGUGCAGGAUUAAACAGGGUAUCAAUGUACACUACUGAUUUACGUAAGAAGGAAAAGUAUAAGGGAUUUAGAAAAGCAAUAACUAAUGCUGGUAUCCAACUGACUGAACCAGCCCGAGUAGUUCCACCUGAAUCAUUCUACACAGAAAUAUCUGUGAGGAAAAAACGUAGAGGAAUAAUUGGCAUGAAAAUGAACAAUUCCACCAAGAAAAAAUUUACCUAGAUGACAGUUACAAACUCAACAACUCACAUUUAUUUUUAAAUUUGUAUAUUUGUUCUACCUUUUCUAUCAGACAACACGCUUCACCUCAAAAAAUCGUUUUAAAUAAUAAACUUGUCCAACCGACAAGGCUAUAAGAACAAAUGAUUCAAAGAAUGACCACCAAACAA